UGAUAUUGCUUCGAGACUUGGAGGGUGUUUGUCGGUGUAUUUACUCCGUAUAUUAGUUAGUUACAGUGUUUAAAGUUUCUAACUCCCAUCUUCCUCCAUGUGCUGUUCAAUUUCCUGCAUAGCUUGAUUUCAACCCCCACCAUGUUGUCGCAACUCUCGUCCCUCAUACCCUCAUUCAGACAAUUCUCGCAACCACCAGCUGAACACACCGUCAGGGUCCCCGUCACCGAAACCCAUAAUGUAGAAACGGCACAGGAGAAGGCCGCAAGGGCUUUGAAACAUCUAAUCAAACUGAAUCAUGCGAACUUUUCUAUAUUGUAUAAUGGGCUUCUGUUUUAUAAUCACAUGCCACAUCUGCUCUCGACAGCAUAUUUGCUUGGCGGGGAUUCUGAGCAUUUAAAUCGGCUGUAUGAGUCUGAAUCGAAAGAGCUGGAGCAAUGGGUUGAUUCUCCAGGCGAGAUCGGAGACAUUGAUUGGCGAGAAUUUUUGGGAAAAAGAGAGUACCAACGUGCAUAUUUAGACUUUUUCGAGGAUGAAGUUGUGCGCUGUGGGUAUGACUGGAAAAAGGUGGCCCAGGAGUACCUCUGCGCAGAUAAAAUGCCUCUGGUUAAUUCUUUGAUAUCUGGUUUUGGGCACCCGCUUAUUCAUUUGGGCUAUGCGUAUGAAAUGGAUAAUCGAGAGGUAGCGAUGGAAGCCUUAGCAAUGGCUGCAUCGUGUUAUGGUGACAUCCAUAAAUAUCUGGAUAACCCAUCAUACCUACGCUCUGCAUCAUCUUACAAGACAACCUCUCUCUUAGAGAUCAUUAACAGGGUACAGAAUGACAAGGCAUUUGAUGGUCUCUUCGAGACCACAGCAGUGGCCAAUUUCGACGUUCUUUUCAAAUCCAGUGAAGCUCCGCUCCUAAAUCACUGGGCCGCCUGGGACGUUGCCGAUGCCACCGAACAAUUCGAGGCCAUCCAGCGUUUUGCAACUGCAUUACUCGUGAAUAGUGGUGCAAAACCUCACAAUUUCUUCUUCGUUCACCUUUUAACCACCACCCAUGCUCUUCGUAUCAUUUUCCCCUCGAUCCCCGCCCAGUAUCAUGUGAACUUGCUUCGGCAAUGGUGGCUGCUUGCGUUGGGGCUAUACAUAGCCGAACUCCGGCCUCAGUUUAACGCUUCAAGCAUAAACGCGAUCAAAGAUUAUGACCUUGAAGGAAGGGACUGGAAUUGGGUUAGUCAACAUGCAUUGCACCACAAGAUGUCUACAUCAGCUCAUUAUAUCAAACCUCUACGAACAAUGAGGGAGGCGGAGAAGACUUGGGCAGAUCGUGAAUUUUUUUAUUUACGAGCAGCGCUGAAAUUUAUUGAUGAAUUUCAAGGAUGGGGUGGUCUAUGAAGCAGAGCUAUGGUGGGCUAUUCGGAGUUUGAGGCGAUUACCAGCUUGUACGCCGUCGUCGUCGUCAAAUCACUAGGCAUACGGAGGACCCUGUGCUUACAAUCUUCCAAAUUACCAUCAUAGAUGAGAAUGAAUGGCCCAAACUCAAACCUCCCUCGAUUCCUCCAUCUCCAUCUCCAUAUAUUUAGAUUUACCUAGAUUUUUGCAUUUCUUUGUAUGUGCAGAGUAUACUUUGUACAGAGUUACUCUGUAUGAAAUUCGUGUAGUUACAACCCGACACUGAUUUCCCUAUGGUACCAAACCUUGAAA
Messenger RNA from Coccidioides immitis RS, 1686 nucleotides. RefSeq lists its product as uncharacterized. NCBI's taxonomy places the organism in Eukaryota, Fungi, Ascomycota, Eurotiomycetes, Onygenales, Onygenaceae. Gene Ontology annotation, molecular function: oxidoreductase activity. The record is from RefSeq and is a predicted model, not a curated record. The transcript has 3 exons. Bases 142 to 1377 code for a protein of 411 amino acids.